AUGGGUAGAUCAAAAAUUCGUGUUGUUUAUGAAUAUGAGUUCCGUCGUGGAACCCAGACAGCUCGAAGCCUCAAUGAGGUGUUUGGUGAAGAUGUGGCGAAUGAGCGCACUGUGAGUCGACGGUUUGAGAAGUUCCGGUCUGGUGACUAUAAUCUUGAAAAUCAGCCUUGUAGUAGACCUGAGACCAACGUGGAUAAUGAUGAGUUGGAAACUGUAGUGGCAGCGGAUACAUCUCAAACUACGCACCGACCACCUGUUGUCCGUAAUGGAAUUGACCAAAGUCCAGCCAUCUCUACAAUUGGUCAGUUACACUUAAAACCAAGGGUAACCUAA
Molecule: messenger RNA, 333 nt
Organism: Octopus bimaculoides (California two-spot octopus)
Lineage: Eukaryota; Metazoa; Mollusca; Cephalopoda; Octopoda; Octopodidae
Product: histone-lysine N-methyltransferase SETMAR-like
Source: RefSeq, a predicted model, not a curated record